Apis florea (little honeybee) is the source of this 1677-nucleotide messenger RNA. RefSeq names its product peroxisomal biogenesis factor 2 (gene Pex2). The record is from RefSeq and is a predicted model, not a curated record. Gene Ontology annotation, molecular function: zinc ion binding. Gene Ontology annotation, cellular component: peroxisomal membrane. NCBI's taxonomy places the organism in Eukaryota, Metazoa, Arthropoda, Insecta, Hymenoptera, Apidae. Gene Ontology annotation, biological process: protein import into peroxisome matrix.
GCGCUACUUUGUACUCAGUGAUACUCAGUUUCCAUCGUUUCGCGAAUAAUCUCGCAUCUCUGGAUAUAUAUUCACCGCCCAGAUGCCGACAUCGCCUUACGUUUCUCGGAUUAAUCAAAUCGACGCUGUUCAACUAGAUGAGGAAAUUUAUAAAGUGCUUAGAAAUCAAGCUAAGAAAAUUAGCAGUUAUCAAUCAAUAGAAAAGAUCGAUCAAUGGCAACCUGAAAUCGAUGCAGUUCUCAAAUUCUUUAUAUGGAAUUUCUCGCUGCGCCAUGGAAAAUCAACCUUUGGUCAACAACUGCUCAAUUUGCAUUACGAAAAUAUUAACAGCGUAAAAUCCGUUCUGUACUUGAUUUCAACGAUCGUACCUGCGUACGUGCGAGACAAAUUUAAAGACAACAGUAAAAAUCGUAAUUUGAACGUUUUAUUCGAUCGUAUCGAGAAUAUCGCAAAAUUGCUCGAGUUUAUCAACUUGUUGAUCUUUCUGCAUCGAGGGACACAGCCUCGCGUUGUGGAAUAUAUUCUCGGAAUCGUAAACUCUUCUACAACAACUCAUAAACCCAGGAAUAUCGGAUAUUCGUAUAUGACAAGAGAAUUAUUGUGGCAUAGUUUAAUGGAAUUAUUUACUAUCGGUCUACCUAUGAUUAAUUUCCAUUAUAUAAAGCACACACUGAAGAAAUUGUUUACAAAAUCAAAAUCCGCCAAUUUACUACGUACUUUUCCGACUAUGAAUUUAUCUACCAAAUGUGCUUAUUGCGCCGAUACUCCAAUUUUACCUGUUCAUGCUGGUUGCCAGCAUAUAUUUUGUUAUUAUUGUUUGAACGCUCAUUUUACCGCGAUGAAUGAAUUCCAGUGUUUCGAAUGUGGCGCAAGACUCUACGUUGGUGAUAUAAAAACGUACGAACCGAAUGCAUUAUCUAUUUAACUUUUUGACUCAUGUGUGUACAUAUAUAUAUAUAUAUAUAUGUAUAUCCGUAUUUAUAUCUACAUAUAUUUGUACAAGUAUUGUGUUCCUUUUUUUUUUAUUAAAAAUAGCAAUACAAAAUUUUCUUGAUUUGCUUGAUACAACGUUUCAAUUUAUUCGGCGUUUCCUUCGAAACGAAUCGAUAAUGGAUCAGGUAUACAAUACAUAUAUUCGUCGCCUAUCGGAAUAAUUGGAUUAUCGUAUAAAAAUAUCAUGCCGCUUUAUAGUAAAUCGUUUUCCGUUUCGUAAAUCCCGGCAACACGCAUUACGUAUAUCGAUCGUUGAUUUAUCUAUUAUCGUUUUACUUGCUUAAUGGGCGGGGACGUCCUUCUGUUACCUGGCAAUACUCGAUUAAACGCAAACGAAUCGAAUCAUUCAAGAGGAAAAUAAUGGACGAAAAAUUUUAACACACAUAUAUAUAUUAGAAUUUUUAUUUUAUUAUUUUAUUUUAUUUUAUUUUUUCUUCGUUUUUUUCUUUUCUUUUUUUUUUCUUUUCUUUUUUCUUGAACAUCUCAAUUCGUUUGCGCUCUAACUCUUGUUGGAAUGUUUCUUUUUUUUUAUUUUUUUUAUUUAUUUAUUUUUUUCCCUCUUCGAUAAUACGUGCGUUUUGCGAGCAUGCGAUCGCCGUUCCAACGAUUCCAAAAAAAUUUUAUCAAAUUGCACGUAUCAAGGGAUGCUAUCAAGCCACGCCUAUUUCAUUGUUUCGUCGAAUU